CCUAAUUUUCAUUUCUCGUUUCUGCGGCGAAACCAGAAAGAGAUCACAACCCAACACACAACAAUGACAACCCGAUUCAAGAAGAACAGGAAGAAGCGCGGCCACGUCAGUGCCGGUCACGGUCGUAUCGGAAAACACCGCAAGCAUCCCGGAGGUCGUGGUAACGCCGGAGGUAUGCAUCACCAUCGCAUCCUCUUCGACAAGUACCAUCCAGGUUACUUCGGUAAAGUUGGUAUGCGUUACUUUCACAAGCUCCGUAACAAAUUCUAUAACCCCAUUGUCAACAUCGACAAGAUCGCUUCUUUGAUUCCUCAAGAUGUUAAGGAGAAAGCUUUGAAGGAGAACAAAGCGCCGGUGAUUGAUGUUACUCAGUUUGGGUUUUUUAAGCUUUUAGGGAAAGGUGUUUUGCCGCAGAAUCAGCCUUUUGUUGUGAAGACGAAGCUGAUUUCGAAGAUUGCGGAGAAGAAGAUUAAGGAAGCUGGUGGUGCUGUUGUUCUUACUGCUUAGGUUUUUUGUUUUGUUGCUUUUGAACAAUUUUAUGUUAUUUGUUUUCCUAGAUUUGAACUUGAGAUUAUGUUGGUUUUGUUUUGGUUUAAUUAUGAAAAACUACAUAUUCCAGUGAUAAUGAUAUAUUAUGCUUUUGAUCCUAGUUUAACAA
Molecule: messenger RNA, 658 nt
Organism: Medicago truncatula (barrel medic)
Lineage: Eukaryota; Viridiplantae; Streptophyta; Magnoliopsida; Fabales; Fabaceae
Product: 60S ribosomal protein L27a-3
Exons: 1
Coding region: 64-507 (147 amino acids)
Biological process (GO): translation
Cellular component (GO): cytosolic large ribosomal subunit; ribosome
Molecular function (GO): structural constituent of ribosome
Source: RefSeq, a predicted model, not a curated record